Messenger RNA from Mugil cephalus (flathead mullet), 4846 nucleotides. RefSeq names its product MMS22-like, DNA repair protein (gene mms22l). Lineage: Eukaryota; Metazoa; Chordata; Actinopteri; Mugiliformes; Mugilidae. Gene Ontology annotation, cellular component: nuclear replication fork. The coding region runs from base 739 to 4440 and encodes 1233 amino acids. Gene Ontology annotation, biological process: double-strand break repair via homologous recombination; replication fork processing. The transcript is spliced from 26 exons. The record is from RefSeq and is a predicted model, not a curated record.
GAGAGACGGAUCUGCAUAUGGAAAUUAGGGUUAGCGUGGUUAAAAAAUUUACCUAAAAACGCUGCAUUAUUAUUUCGUGUUAAGUUAGGCGGGACCCCUGUAGUGGCACCCUAGGGGGGGGACAAGUUACUUGACAUGGCCCAUAGGAAACUCAUAAGAAAUAGGUGCUUGUUUUAUAAGAGACGAUCUGAUGUUUUUUUGUUUGUUUGUUUUGUUUUAUUUGUUUUUUGUUUGUUUGUUUUGUUUUUUAAUAUAUUGUAGCAUUUAUGGAGUUCUGAUGAGUACAUGUUUAAUACCAAAUUAAUACGAAUAGUAUUCACAGGUUGUUUUUUUUGGGAAUUUAAAAGUUUUUGUGGCUAUUUAUUGCACUGUGGGAUGAAUAAAGAAAUGUCUUAUCUAAUCUUAUAAAAGAGAAAUAUAAUACGUCAUUUUAUAUUAAUUCCGACAUAUACAGACUAGAAACGAGGACAUUUAAAAAUGAGCUUCAAACUCUACCUGGAGCAAAAAGUGCAAUGGAGGAAGUGCUUUGCAGAGACACCUCUGUCUGCGCAUGUCAUUUGUGGGACUAGACUACGCCCACCAUGAAACUUCCGACCAAUCAUUGGGCGGGGUGAGUGUGCGCAUGCGUGGUGUUAGCGCGCGGGAGAGCCUGAAAAAAACAAAACUGACUAUAAAUAUAUAACAUCUCACUGCACACGGAGCCUAAAUACGAGGUGGUAUUGACUCUACACUGACAGCAUGGCAGAUGACUUCAGCCAGUCCCUCACCCCACCAGUUUCCCCCUUCGCAGCAGACAGCCUGUGUGAACUAGCUCCAGCCCCACCGCCGUGUUUCUGCUGCUCUGAAGUAAAAGAUGACCCCACUGGAGCACUUUCCACAGAGGGAUAUGCUGCAAGAGGCUCCUUGAAACGGCUGCUGUUGCGUCUUGACCCAGCCCCUGCAGAGUAUGAGACGGACACAGUGGACAUCUUUGGCUUCUCCUGGGUAACAGAAACGGCGCUUGUGGAAUCUACAAAGUUACUCUUCGGUCUGUUCAGACAAAAGAUUUACAAGUUGGAGGAUUUGGUGCAGUCCAGCUCACACGACUUUGGUCAAGCAGGUAAUCUCCACUGUGAAGCAGAAGACCUUCGACAGCAGUGUGUUUCAUUUCUUCAGUAUGUGAAGGUGUUCUUGCACAGAUAUCUCGAGCCUUCCAGGUCCCUGGAUGGAGGUCACGCACAUCCUUACGAAGAGCUCGAGGCUCAGCUCCCCUCCGCACUUUUGGAGGAAUUAUUUGGCAUCACUCUCCUCAUAGGUCGGCUCAAAGAUCUGCCUGCCAAUGUUCAAAGUGCCUUCACCAUACAGAACCCGGGAAAGAUUUUUCCUCCCUCAUGGCAUUUGUUACACCUUCAUCUUGACAUCCACUGGUCAGUCUUGGAGAUCCUUCACCUGCUUGGUAACAAGAUGCAAGGCCAGGUGGUGUACGCCCACCAGUUUGUGAACCUGACGGGAGAGAACUUGACUGAUACCAGUCUGUUUGACGAACACCUGUGCAGUCUGCUGUGUGACCUUACUGGUCUGGCCAUGGGCAAAUACAGUAAGGUGAGGCCCACAGAGGCACUGAGCAGCCACAAUUACCUUUGCAUUUGCACCAAAGAACUGUGGGUCCUGCUCAUGCAUCUUCUGGAAUACAGGAAUAAAGUGCUGCAUACACAGUCUUUCUGGAGCCACAUGAACUCGUUGCUGAGGGCCCUGGUUUUAGGGAAGCCUGCAGCAGAGCAGUUCGCUGGUCUGCCCACACAUUGUAAAGACCCUCUGGGCUUCACAUGGUGGCUGGUCACUCAUUUAGCAAUGUUAGGUCAGUACAGUCGGAACGGCACGGUCCAGAAUGAGAAACAUCUAGGGGAUAACUGGAGUUUUGUGGUGGAGCUGCUCAAGAUAACGUGUGACCCCAAGAGAGGUCUACCAGAGGAACAUGUCAGGAUGCAUGUCCACUGCUGCCUCAGUCUGUGUCUGCUGUGGGAACCUAGCACCAGUGCUGUCUCCGUCCUCUGGGACUAUUACAGCAAGAACCUGAGUUCAUCAUUCACUGUACCAUGGCUGGGGAUUUCCGGUCUAGGAACUUUGUGCAAGACACCUCUUGCAUUGUUGGAGCAGGCCCGCAAUUGCUGCUCCCCUCCUCCUCUCCACACUACGGGACACACCCAACUGUAUCGCUCUGCCAACUCCUUCCACAUCUUCCUUCGUGUGCUGGCCCAGUGCCUUGCCCAGGACAAGGCUGGCGGAUCCGCACAAAGACAGAUCAAAGGGAGGAUUUACUCUAAGUUCUCCUCAAAGAAGAUGCAGGAGCUGUCAGAGACGAGCCUCAUGAACUUCCUGCUUCUGUUUCUGGUAGUGGCCAGACAGGCAGAGCUGGAGGACGUGGCCAGCAGAGCCUGUGAACUGCUUGGUUUCCUGCCCUCCAACUGCUCCCUUGCUCUCCGCACCCUGGUCUGGAGAGGGCAGCUAUCACUGCUUCUGCUUUUCCAGGAGAGGGGCCUGGAUGUUGGCGGCCAGGCCAGCUGGCUAGCGUCUUCCUUUAACGAGACGGCCAAGGAGUUCUACAGUAAAACCACAGAGGUCUCUCGCAAACUCGCCCUCUGGGGGCCCCUUGGCUCCUACCUGGAGGGUGUGGCCGAGGUGUUUGAGACCAGCACCAGUCUCAGCCUAUCGGAGGAAAAGCUGCUCAAUGAAGGGUUUAGCUGGUUGCUGCCCGCUUGCCGUCAGUCUGAGCUGAAUUCUGCCCUGGGUUUCCUGCAGACUGUCCUUGCACAGCUCAGGCGGGUCCAUCAACGCAGUGUCCAGUCAGCGGCCACCGUCGCGGCCUGGGCUCCCACAAGUGCCACUGCAGUGAAAGAGCGCCACCUAGCGGUAGCAGCGCCUCUCUGGGCGCACUUCUUCCCCUUCCUGCGCAACCUUCGCCUCUCGCAGACCCCUCCAGCACAGCUGGCGGACGCUGCUGCAGGUUUCACCUUGCUAGCCUUUGAUCUGCCCAGUUCGGCUCCACAGGACCUUCAGCCCAACCCAGUCCAGGCCAUCAUGCAGUACUUUGGCUGGGAUGACAUGGUUCACCCGCUACUGGUGACUCGCUAUCUUCCCCAUUUACUCCAGAACAGUGAGCUGGUGGCGUCACUGAGCGGUGGUCCUAGUGCUGCUGCGUCGGGUUCGGCACAAAGCCUGUCGGUGAGGGCCUGGUUCAGAUGUGUCCUACAGCAACACCUUCACAAGAACGCAGAUGGAACUGACAGCAGAACAGGUCGGGCUGUGGAGGAACAGUUGUGUGAACUGACCCGGCUUGUUCUGAGGCUUCCUGAGGUGGACGGCCUUCUUCAAAAAGCCUGCCUCAAUCCCGCAACCACCAGACUAGAACCCUCUGCAGCCCUGGAGGUGUUUGUCAAGGCUGUAGGCAGCGUGUACGCUGGACUCCAAGUCUUGUCAGAGCGUUCAGCCAUGGUGACCAGAGCCCUGCACUACAUUGGCGAUGUCCUGAAAUACAUUAAACCAUAUCUGGUUAACAAGAACCAAGAGGGAAUGCAGUUGGCUUACUGGGUUAUUGGCAACAUAGUGAAGCACUGGAGCCCCCUGCUGGCCACGUCUAAAGCCCAGCAGCUGUUGUUCCGCAUAGUGGACGGGUUGCUGCUUCCCCACAACCUCACGCAGCAAGACAGAGCUCUGAAAGACAGCCUGCCUCUGUACCUACAGGGUCUGUCAGUGGCAUCCAGCGUGUCUCAGUCCCAGGGUGUUCACCUCAAGAAGCAGCUCCGCACUGUUACCCACAGAUAUCUGGAGCACUUUCUCCCCGCGUCACCUUCCAUGGGCGUCAUUGCCAACCACCCGGUGCUUCUGGGCGCCUGUGAGGCCAGCCCAACCAUCCGGGGUGCCGCCCUCAGAAAGACCAUCCUCGAAGUUCUUUGCGAGUCCUUCCUGCGCUUCAAGGGUCACGCCCCCCCGCCUCGCCUAGCGUCGGUCCUGAUGUUCCUGUUGGAGCUUCUGAGACGAAACACUGACUCAGACCCCAGCCUCCUCACCGUGCCCCUCCCCUCGCUGCUGCGCUGUGUGAUGCUGGUCAAUGAGCCACAGGUGAGGAAGACGAGCACAGAUGCCCUGCAGCUUGUGGUGGAGCGAUGUGCUGCUGCAUCUUCAGAGGGACCAUGUGACCAGAUGAUCACAGUCUUAAGGUCGUUUGUGGAGGAGAAUGAGGGAGUCUACGACAGGCAGCUGUACGGCGUCCUGGAGACGGUGGCUGUGUUAGAUCCCACCACGGUUCAAGCUCUCAUUCCCAACCUGUCUCUCAGCCUGAGGAACACAGAACACAAAAGAGGACUGGGCAAGAACAUCACCUUGAGGAGCGCGUACACGAAGUUGCUGUGUCUACUCGGGGAGAGUGGGCAGGCUGAAAUAACCAGUCUGGAAAGCGACUGAAACUUAAAAAGGGACCAGCUCCAGGACCUGGCUCAACCUCCAAGAAUCCUUAUUAGUCACACCAACCUACUUGUUUUGGCAAUUUUUUGAUAUGGUCAUCAAAAAAAAAAAAAUAAAAUAAAUGUGCUGCAGUGCAGUCUUAGAAAAUGUGAGCGUUAAAUUCACCAAAACCUCAGUUAUAGGGAAAUAUGCUGGAAAACUACCACGGCUGUGAUACAUUUCAGGUGUUACCAGGUGUAACUUGAUACUCUUAAUGCACACGUGUAAUAUGUCCGAACCUUUGAUGAAAACUUUAUUAUCAACAGGUUGUAUAUAAUGUACAUAUUGUAAAGAAGGCGCACCUUUUUUCAUUUCAGCACAUGCAUUAAUAAAAUAAAAAUGUGAUAAUAAAUCUGCAUAUGCUCAU